Triticum aestivum (bread wheat) is the source of this 5576-nucleotide messenger RNA. Its product is annotated as transcription factor GHD7. Gene Ontology annotation, biological process: regulation of flower development. Gene Ontology annotation, cellular component: nucleus. The record is from RefSeq and is a predicted model, not a curated record. Bases 4264 to 5217 code for a protein of 317 amino acids. Gene Ontology annotation, molecular function: protein binding; DNA-binding transcription factor activity. The transcript is spliced from 5 exons. NCBI's taxonomy places the organism in Eukaryota, Viridiplantae, Streptophyta, Magnoliopsida, Poales, Poaceae.
CUGCCUAUCGGCGGACUGGACUGAUGGCCAUCGCCCCGCCGCCCCCACCCCUCAUCGCGGCUCGCCGCCGCAGGCCGUUCGGCCGCGCGCCGCGGCAGCCGGCGCAGCAAGAAGCGGCGGCGGUGGUAGUUGUCGUGGCAGAAGAAGGUUAUGAAGAACAGGAACGGGCGGAGAAGGAUGAUUAUUGCAGAGGGAUUUAGGGGUUAACGAGCCGGAGGAAGCAACGCGCGGCGCCUACUCGUACUGGUGGAGGAACCACAUGCGCGCGCCAUCCAGUCCAAAUUGCUCGUCGCCAACAUCCAAGGUGAGGCACUGUCAUGUCACGCCCUCUACUAUUUCUAUUGCUGAUGUCAAAUCGAUGAUCAAGCGAUGGCUAGUAUUUAUUUAUUUUUGGAAAGCUUAUUACUAGUUCACUACUAGUCAGUACUCAGUACAGUAGCACCUCUUCGACCAUGAGAUUUUUCUGAAUUUUUUGUAGCAUUUUCUGAUAAGAAUGCCUGCCUUAAUAUUCAUAGUAAUGUUGAAUAGAUUUGCAUGAUUGUGUUUCGGAGAUAGAGAAGAGGGUGAGGGGCUGACGGCGAUGAUCACUUGAUCGGACGUGCCGGUGCUUUUGGAAAGGAUGUGGAGCUGUUCUUCAAGAGCAGGCCUAACUGAUAAACUAUGUUGAGGUGAAAUGUAGAUGUUAUCAAGCCGUUGUUGAUUGAACUGCUAGGUGCAAGCAGGCCUCAAAUUCGACUUCUGAUGAGUACUGAACUGGCAACCGAAUCACUAGGACUAACACCUUUGCCGUGUUUGAGUGUUGUUAGGCCUCGAUGAUAGACAUGUGGAUAUUGAUGGCAGCUGGAAAUGCCGACGCCAGGUGCUGACGCAAGGCUGGUUAGAUCACCAGCUACAUUUUGUUUUCCAUUGUUUAACGUAUAAGUUAUAUCCCCAUUAAACGCAUAAGUUAUAUCCCCAACAUAUAUGUGUUAGUUUAAAUUGUGUUAGAGCUUUUGUAGGAUAACGAGCAUUUUAUCCCUGAAUUUUUAUUAAACCAUGUAAUCCCGUAAUUUGAUUUUUGAUUUAUUUUUUCUUUCCUGAUACCGUUGACCUGUACACUGACUUUUAGGAAAAAAAAUCCUCAUUGUCAAGACGCAGAAAGUGAAAAAUAGUAAUAGUGAGAUAAAUGUAUGUUACACUCAUUGGUGUCACUCUGUGACUUUGGAGGGGGGUAUUGUGCUGGGUUACGUUCAGUUGACAAAUAGAGUUUACUCGUAAGGUCGAUUCGCUGUUUGCCUACCCACUAGAGAAAAGUAGUGGCGCAACUAUGUUGCCGCUUGACCUAUUACUUAGAAGUUUUAGUCUCCUUAGUGCCUUAUGUUGACUUGAUCAACUAUUACCAUCAAUGAUUUGCUCUCACCUUUUUUAAUUUAGUUAAUCCAUUACCUGGCAAGAAAUAUGCAACCUCUUCCGUGUCAUAUAUACAAAAUAUUUUGGUACAUGGGAUACUAAUAUUCAAAACACUGAAAGCUGCCAAGAUGCCACUGCACAUAAUAUUCCUGUAUUUUCCGAUUGUGACAUUUCAUCAUUAUCCAAUUACCUUUUCAGUCAGUGCGAGAUUGGAGAAACUUCAUGGUCUCAAAAACAGUUGUACUUUCAAAUGACAACUGACAAUGUCUUUCUGCACACAGGGCAUCUGUAAAGUAGUAAUGCUAGAGAUAAGUGUGUGAAGACUUAUUCAUGUUUGGUUGAUGUCCCAUCCACAGUCGGUUAGCAUAGUUUGCUCUUCUACUGUUCACAUAGGAUAGGUUGCUCAAAAGACAUCAUCUAUGAUUGGGUAGUACCAUGCUCAAAGUGAUUUACUUUGACCAUGUUAUUACAGGCAAUGCUCAUCCAUGAGAGAGAUGUAUCAUAAUCUUCGUGAAGUGAAAUUUUAAGGUGAUGGCCAUCCCAUGAAGACCGGAUCUAAUAGAUUGACAUAUCAACCUACUUAUCAAAUUUUGCUAAUAUAUUUCAGAGUUGCCUAUGAACUUCACAUGGUAAUCACUUUGCAUUUUGUUCAUAAUUUAUUGUUAAUGUAGGCUACCUUAAGUAUAUAUUCCAAGAUCCCUUGCACCAAAAGGAGAAAAGAAGUAGAAACGCCUAAGUAUAUAUUCCAAUGCCUAUUCUGUAACAGAGAAUCACUGCUUUGCCAAAUUUUGAUAUGCAUUAAUUAUAACUGAAUGUGCUAAUCCAAAAGCCAGAAGUCCUCAAACACGUUAAGUUUGGAAAAGCAUCUCAAAUGUCUAAUCGGAAUGAACAAAACGGUCGCCAGCUAAGUUAGACCUAUGUGCUAGAACAUGCAUCUAAAGACAUAUCUGAACCUGUGGAUUGUUUCAGGACAUCAGUGCAUCCAUUGAAUGACAUAAAUACUCUGUAUAUGGAGAUGAUAUGUUAUGGAGAAAUCAAUAGCUCCGUAUUGGUACAUGUAUUAAGAAGAAAAAAUGGAACCCGUUCUCUUGAUUGUCGAAACAACUCUGAUCAGUGUUCUGUCCUGGUUCAAGAGGGAAAGCAUCUUCUUGUUUAUCUAAUUUCAGCACCACAGUACUAUUGGGGAUCUUAAUGUACGAAGAUAAGAGCUACUUGGUGAAGCUUGUUGAUUCGGAGAUAAAGCCCAGCAAGUUGAUGUAGAGGGACCAUAGUCCCCUUCUGGCAAGCAGCAUAUCGUUGUCCGAUUACAGUACGUAUUCUACACCAUUCCUUUCCUGCUCCAUUUCUGUUUAGUACUGCUGCUCUCUGCUUGUUAUGUUGAUCUAAACCGGCGAUAGAUAUCCAAAUUAAGCUGAAACAGGAUAUCAAGAGUGUGUUUUCUCCCUCUUUCUGUUCUGUUGCUGUACUGAAGUCCCUAUCUUGUUAGGUAUAACAGUUCGUUGCUUCACGAGUGCGGUCAAAUUAAUCUUUGUCACGAGGUGGUACCACUUAGGCAAAACCUUUCCUCUCUUUUUCGGAAAGUUAGGGUCAUUUGUUUGCGCCUGAUUCCAGUCUCAUACUACUACUAUGCUGGUCUCGAGGCUAAAUUGUAAUUGUAAGGCCAUCUGAAUACUAACUGCCGUAUAAACAAAGUACUAGCCGUGAACACGUACCGGCAGUCGGCAGAUGGUCGUCCAAGCAAGCAAAAAAAUAUCUUUGAGUAAGGCGUGGCUCCGUACCUUAUUGUGCUGAUUUUAUACAGAAAGGUUCUGGCAUCAACUUGCUUGUGUUUGAUAAUCGUCCUGCACUUAGUUGGGGCAUAUUCCCUAGCUGUUCAUUCUUCGAGCAAUUUCUUUUGGUUUUCAAGUAAGAGCAUAUUGCAACGAGUAGCACCUUUCAUUCACAUAUAAUGAUAAAAAUAGAAGCCAGGCAACCUUUUUAGGGACUAUUGGCUAUGCCACACAAUUCAGCAGUACGACAAGUCCUUGAUGCUCUUCAGUCUGGACGAUCUUGUAAUGGUAGUCGGCUUAUAUGGUAGAAUGGGCAAAAAUGGCACCAUCUCUUCACGGAAUAUGGCUUUUAAGGCUUUUAUCAUCAAAUUUUCACAGUAAUAUAUUUGUUCAAAAAUACACUUUCGUGCGCGAUCAAUCUGAAUAGUUUGUGCACAUCAAGGAAGCUCGACCAUCAAAAUUGUGCAAUUUCAUGUAGGCUGUUCUUUGUUGGUCCGGUGAAAAAUCAACCCAUCGCCUUUUUUUCUCAUCGGAAAGAAGGGUCUUCUCCGGCCUCCGCAUAGUUGCUGCAUGUUUUUGGAGAAAACGGGGGUUUCCCCUGAUUUCCAUUGCUGGAAACCAGAUGGAAGUUCUUACAAACCACCAGCGUACAGUUGGUGCUUGUAUUCACAUCACUCAUAGUCGUCUUCGUAACCUUCCACUCUUCCAGUGGUAGGGGGAUGUGACGGAUCCCUCUUCACGUACGCCAUCCAUCUAAAAGCCUGAUUCGACUGCUUAGGCGACUUGCCAAACAUUAGCGGUAAACAGUUAUCAUGCGGCAUCGCCUGGAUUAGUCUUUUUUACUGCAGGGGGAGAGAAUAGUGCGCGUGACCCUACCCUACCCUGCAUCUUUCUUUUCAGUGCACAACAGCAGCACCGCUCGGGCGUGCACUAGUAGCUGUAGUGUACGCGCCAAGCCCCGACCCUUCUUAUACCCACGCCCCCUCCACUUCAACCUCCCAGCAAAACACACACGCACGCACACAGUCCCCGCACGAGCUGAAGGCACCCACAGGGCUUUUCAUUUCCACGUACAGGGGAAGAAAGAAAGCCCGUCCGGCCGGAAAUGUUCCGCCAUUCCUCGUCGGCGCCUUCGUACGGCGACGCCUACAUGCAGGAGGCCCUGCCCGCAGUGCCGACCCUGAUCCCUCGCUCUGCCGCCGGGGGAUACUUCGACGGUGGCAAUGUCGGUGGAGUGUUCCCUCCCUUCGCCGCCGCCUCGUCUCCGCCGUCAUCCUACUCCUCGUCGUACUACAACAUCCAUCGCAGCAUCAGCGCGCACUCGCUGCCGCUCCCGCUCCACAUCCAGCUCGGCGACAACUUCAACGGCGGCGGCGCAUUCUUCUCGUCCUCGUCCCCGUCCCCUCACCAGCAGCUGUCUUUGCCGCCCAUGUCCUCCUCCCCGUCCUCCUCCUGCGGCGAUCUGUAUGAUUUCAGCAGCUCCGCAUGCACAGUCCGCCGCGUCUUCAGCACCGGCGAUCUCCAGCAGGGGAUGAACGGGUCAUCGCCGGUGCCGUCAGGCGACGGCUGCGGCCAAGACGCCGGAGGAGGCCCGUUCUCGCAGAAGGUCGGGCGAUACAGCGCUGAAGAGCGCAAGGAGCGGGUAGAGAGAUAUCGCUUAAAACGCCACCAGAGGAACUUCACCAAAAAAAUCACCUACGCGUGCAGGAAGUCGCUGGCCGACAGCCGGCCGAGGGUGAAGGGCCGGUUCGCGAGGAACGGCGAGGCGGAGGCGGAGACCGACGACCGGGAGGCGUCCGAUAACAGCUAUGACUAUUGCGGCUACAGCGAGCCCAGCAACCAGAGCACCGGGAACAGCCGCUACCACGGCCAGCAGCAUAUCAAGGACGACAGAGUCUGCAACGGUGCCGCCGCAGCAGCGUUCGCUGGAGUCAGCGACAAUGGCGACUGGUGGUGGCGGGCUCCGGGGGCGGAGGGGCCGCGGCAGGUCGGCUUCGACGUCGACGAGGAGCUGUGGGCCACCCUGGGCGACAUGCUGUCCGUGAACCUGGCGUCGUAGUAGGCGAUCGGUGGAUCGACGGCAUGGAUGGGUCGGUGGAGCCGUUAGUGGUUUUUGGUGGGCUCCGUCCGACGCACCAGACGGCAGCACUACCAUAGCCCGAUCGGUCAGGUCAGGGUGGCGGCUCGGCCAGCUGCCGUGUGCGCGGCACAGUGCAGCCAUGGAGGUCAGAGUGGCGCCCGUUGACCUUGUCCCCCGGGGUUGUAUUAUUGUAACCUUUAGCCAGAAACAUCAUGAGAGUCGGAGACAAAAGGAGAGACCGAUCGCCUUCCUCGUGUUAGACUUUGAGAACAACUUGUGUGUGUUCCGUGAGUUCCCGGUUACUUCCAUGUAUAAAAAAGCUUGAAAAAUUAUCUGUC